This is a messenger RNA of Stegostoma tigrinum, 3362 nucleotides long. RefSeq names its product fibroblast growth factor receptor-like 1. The transcript has 8 exons. Gene Ontology annotation, molecular function: fibroblast growth factor receptor activity; fibroblast growth factor binding. Lineage: Eukaryota; Metazoa; Chordata; Chondrichthyes; Orectolobiformes; Stegostomatidae. Bases 436 to 1893 code for a protein of 485 amino acids. Gene Ontology annotation, cellular component: plasma membrane. The record is from RefSeq and is a predicted model, not a curated record.
ACCAGCUCGCAAUCUCAGCGACAGAAUUCUACCUCUACAUGGAAAAGGAAGUCAGUUACUACUGAUGUCAGUGAAGCCUUUAACAUAGGGACGGUUCAGAGGGAUGUGAAAAUCUUAGGGACCUUACAGCGGCAAUCGAACCGCUGGUUCCGACCAACCAACUGUGGAAAUUAACAACUCCUUUUAUAAAAUAUACAUGUAUAUAAUUUACUCACAAGCCCUCCUUUUUUAUUUUAAUUGUUUUAGUAUUGGAACACUGCGUGUGAUGUUUAGGCUGGUUCAGCAAUGGUUUGAUUCAUUGACUUAAGAGCUUUAUGGAAAACUGUCUACACUGGUGGGCGCAGAGAUUGUGGGGAGCAACUGCAGGAGAUGUUAGACAGUUACAUCAAUCAGAAACAUCAAGGGCUAUGAUUUAAGCCUUAGGCAAUCGUAUUGAUGCACAGAGGCAGUAGGCUGAGGAUGGAUUUUCUGUAUCUCCUGGCCUUCACAAUCAUCUUUGGACAGUGCACUGGCAUAAAGGGUCCUCCAAGGAUUGUGAAGAAAGUGAUGAGCCGGCAGGUGGUGAAGCUUGGCCGCACAGUCAGGUUGGCCUGUCCUGUAGAGGGCGACCCUCCCCCGCUGACCAUGUGGAUCAAGGACGGACGCACCAUCCACAGUGGCUGGACGAGGUUCCGAGUCCUCCAGCAUGGGCUCAAAAUCAAGGAGGUGGAAGUGGAAGACGCUGGAGUGUACGUCUGCAGAGCAACCAAUGGGUUUGGCAGUAUCCAUCUCAACUACACCCUCAUCAUCAUCAGUAACAGCAGCAGCAGUGUGAGCAGGGGUCAGCCCCUUCCUGAGGGAUCGCAGUCAGACUUUGCAAGUGAGGACUCCAUUGGAAAGCAGCUGGUGAAACCGAGGUUCACGCAGCCCAGCAAGAUGCGGCAGCGAGUGAUAGCGCGGCCAGUCGGCAGCUCGGUGCGGCUCAAGUGCACGGCGAGUGGGAACCCGCAGCCCAACAUUGUGUGGUGGAAGGACGACCAGCAGCUGUCGGAGAGCAAGAGGAACCGGUGGACCCUGAGCUUGAGGAACCUGAAACCGGAGAGCAGCGGCGAGUACACGUGCCGCGUCUUCAACCCGGCUGGCGAGAUCAACGCCACCUACAAGCUCGACGUGGUCGAGAGGACAAGAUCCAAGCCAGUUUUAACUGGAACUCAUCCAGUCAACACAACAGUAGAGUAUGGAGGUACCACGUCUUUCCAGUGCAAGGUGCGCAGUGAAGUGAAGCCUGUGAUUCAGUGGCUGAAACGCGUGGAGUAUGGGACCGAGAGCAAGUACAACUCCACCAUCGAGGUCGGCGGUCAGAAAUUCGUGGUCCUGCCCGCGGGCGAUGUCUGGUUCCGCCCAGAUGGCUCUUAUCUCAACAAGCUGCUGAUAGCACGGGCAACGGAAGACCACUCUGGGAUGUACAUCUGUCUGGGGGCCAACACCAUGGGCUACAGCUUCCGCAGCGCCUUCCUCACUGUGCUCCCAGACCCCAGGAUUGAGAAGACAACCACCUCUUCGCGCGCUGCCAGUGGCUUACCGUGGCCAGUGAUCAUUGGAAUCCCAGCCGGUGCCAUCUUCAUCUCUGGCAUGAUCCUGCUUUGGUUUUGCCAGGCUCGGAGGCAUGGUUCUGUGCCACCCCCACACCGGCACCAGAGGGACUGCGUGGUUCUGGACAAAGACUGUGUGGCCAUCGGCAACCCAGAGUUCGCUGUGGCAGCCCAGCCUCACCUGCUGGUCCAAGCUCCCGGCCUGGUGCCCACCGUCACCCCCAAAAUGUACCCCAAGAUCUACACGGACUACCACACCCACACUCACGCGCACACAGAGGGCAAGAUUCACCAGCAUCAACACUUCCAUUACCAGUGCUAGCUGUGAAGGUCUGGAUCUGGUAGGGGGUGCUGUGCCAACCGGGAUGGGGUGGGGGGGCCUCUCAUGGAAGUAUGCCAAGUAUGAAAUGACACAUCGACUCCCAAUCUCGUUGCCCAUCAUGAAUUUUUCUUUCUCAAAUGUGAACCCACUGCCUCUUCAAGUGACGUCAAGUGGCAGAUCACCCCCAGCGUCCAAUCACCUUGGCUUCAAGGCUCGAGGGUAGGACAAGGACAGAAUCAGCCAUGUCUGGAGGACCUGAUUACCAAGAGAGAGGCGGCUACUGCCAAUGCCUGAACUGAACUAUCCCCAAGAGAUUCUGCCUUUGUUUGAUCUGUUUGUCUUGUUUCUGUGUGUUACUAAUCUCUCUGAACUGAUGGACCUGUCCGCUCCUCGUUUUCUGUGCAGUUCGGUUUUUAAUUUGUUUGAAAUGAGGUGUCCAGAAAUGUCUAAGGCAGAUAACAGGGCAGGCCUGGAUUUCUGGUAGCUCCCAGCCAGACGUUUGUGUCUCAGUUGGUUAAGGAUCCCUUUGCUUUUGAACACACUGAUGUUGUUGAUGAGCAGUCAUCACCAGCAAAGGAAGAAAAGUGUUAUAACUCAAGUCACUGUUUGACUCACCCGUCCAUCCCAGGCCGUCUGUUUUAGACUUGCUUCACGUAACAGCAUGGAAGGAACUGGGUCCUGAUGGUUAACGUUCGGCCAAUGCAGGGGAGGCAAUGACCUCGUGGCAUUAUCGCUAGCCUAUUAACCCAGAAACCCAAUCACGUUGCAAGGGCCUAGGUUCAAUUCCUGCCAUGGCAGAUGGUGUAACUUGAAUUCAAUAAAGAACGUGGAAUGAAGGGUCAAGUGAUAGGCAUGAAAACAUUGUUGAUAGUCAGGAAAAACCCAUCUGUCGCACUGACAUCCUCCAGGGACGGAAACUGCCAUCCUUUACCCGGUCUGGCCUACAUGUGACUCCAGACCCACGGCAGUGUGGUUGACUCAUAUCUAUUCCCUGAGCAGUUAGGGAUGGGGAAUAAGUUUCGGCCUAGACAGAGAUGCCCAAUUCCCACGAGUGAAUUAAGAAAACAUGAUGCAUCUUCUCCGUGUUUUAUUGAAGUCAUAUUUGUUGACAACCUCUAGUGUCAUUCAGAAACAAAGAUUCACAACCAGGUACAGCAAUUAUGCUUUUCUCCUGUACUGCCUAGCUCCUGCUGCAGUUCCAGGUAAAAGAAACUGGGGUCAGCCAACUGAAAAUCUCAGUUAAAACUUGUUUGCUCAGCUCCCUUGGUCUAAACCAGGCAAAUAUCUGUACACCUCUGCACUGAGAUAUGCAAGGGCGUGACUGUGUGUGUAUAUAUAUAUAUAUAUAUAUAUAUCUGCUCAACAGUAUGAGGCAGAGACAGCAAAAUAUGUACAAAGGAUGGAAUUGGAUGAUAUUUUCUCAUCAAAAUAUUUAUGAGAAGUCAAAUAAUUUUAUUAAUAAAAAAGGA